Molecule: messenger RNA, 1654 nt
Organism: Elgaria multicarinata webbii
Lineage: Eukaryota; Metazoa; Chordata; Lepidosauria; Squamata; Anguidae
Gene: GTF2H2
Product: general transcription factor IIH subunit 2
Exons: 15
Coding region: 185-1372 (395 amino acids)
Biological process (GO): regulation of transcription by RNA polymerase II; nucleotide-excision repair; DNA-templated transcription
Cellular component (GO): transcription factor TFIIH holo complex; transcription factor TFIIH core complex
Molecular function (GO): zinc ion binding
Source: RefSeq, a predicted model, not a curated record
CUGCCUUUUUGCAUCUAGUGGGAUGCAAUCUUUCAUAGAUUCAAUCCAUGCAUCAUAAUACAGUGUGUGUUUUGGUUAGUUAUCUAUUGUGCCAAGACUGUAAUGUCUUGAAAUGUUUUGCUUAAUUAGAAUGUAAUAAUUGAGUUUAUCAGUAUCUUAACUAGGACGACUUGAGCACAGAGAAAUGGAUGAUGAACCUGAAAGAACCAAACGGUGGGAAGGGGGUUAUGAAAGAACAUGGGAAGUUCUUAAGGAAGAUGAGUCUGGAUCAUUGAAAGCCACUAUAGAGAAUAUUCUCUAUAAAGCCAAGAGAAAACGGAACUUUGAACAUCAUGGACAAGUUCGACUUGGAAUGAUGCGCCACCUGUAUGUAGUGAUUGAUGGAUCAAGAACAAUGGAAGACCAAGACUUAAAACCCAACAGGCUAACUUGUACCUUAAAGUUACUGGAAUAUUUCGUUGAAGAAUAUUUUGACCAAAAUCCUAUUAGUCAGAUUGGCAUUAUUAUAACUAAAGGUAAAAGAGCUGAAAAACUGACUGAACUUUCAGGGAAUCCAAGGAAGCACACCUCAGCUCUGAAAAAAGCUGUAGAUAUGACCUGCCUAGGAGAGCCUUCUCUCUAUAAUGCCUUAAACUUGGCCACACAGACAUUAAAGCACAUGCCAGGACAUACAAGCCGAGAGGUUUUAGUAAUAUUCAGUAGCCUGACAACAUGUGACCCUUCCAAUAUAUAUGAUCUAAUUAAGAGUUUAAAGGCAGUUAAGAUCAGAGUUUCUGUUAUUGGCCUUUCUGCUGAAGUUCGAGUUUGCACUGUACUUGCCCGGGAAACUGGUGGAACCUAUCAUGUCAUUUUAGAUGAAAGCCAUUAUAGGGAACUCUUGAUGCACCAUAUCAGUCCACCACCAGCCAGUUCAAGUUCUGAAAGCUCCCUUAUUCGAAUGGGCUUUCCUCAGCACACAAUUGCAUCUUUGGCUGAUCAGGAUGCAAAACCAUCUUUUAGCAUGGCGCAUCUGGAAAACAGCAAUGAGCCAGGCCUUACGCUGGGAGGAUAUUUCUGCCCCCAGUGUAGAGCCAAAUACUGUGAGCUCCCUGUGGAAUGCAAAGUUUGUGGCCUUACUCUAGUUUCUGCACCUCAUCUGGCUCGAUCUUACCAUCAUCUGUUUCCUUUGGAUGCCUUUCAGGAAGUCCCACUGGAACAGUUUGUAGGAGAGCGCUAUUGUCAAGGAUGCCAAGGAGAAAUCAGAGAUCAACAUGUCUAUAUUUGCAAAGUCUGCCAGAGCGUUUUUUGUGUAGAAUGUGAUCUUUUUGCCCAUGAUACUCUACACUGCUGUCCGGGUUGCAUUCACAAGCAUCCUGCACCUCCCUGUGUGUGAUGCCACCCAUUGAUCAACACUUCUUAUUACAUUCCUGUGGAUAGAAAAUCCAGGUCAACGGUUCAGUGAAGGUCUUUGGCAUAGUAGGUUAAAGAUGAGAGAAGGCACCUAGCUGUAUGCUUAUGUAAAUAUUAUUUUCAUACCUAUUCUGUAAUAUAGAUGUGUAUACAUGGUUCCUUGUAUUUGUAAUUUGUUUUUGAAAAUGUUUAAUUUGCUUUGGAAUUAGUCUGAAUGAUGUGUCAAUUUGUAUCUCUGAAAGUGUUAAACUGGUGUUAAAUUAAA